CGUGUAGAGAUGUGAUUGUGAAUGCGGCGUGUAGAGUCGACAGGACUCUACUGUAUUAGUUAGUCAUCACUGGGGAGAUUUAGCUAGCUACACAUACGAGGAUUGCUAAACCUGAAUCAUGCACAUCAUCAUUACAUCUAACUGGGAGUGGAGCAGAAAUUGUGCAAGAUAUGGAUAGGAGUUAUCUUUGGUUCUAGAGAUUGCGCGGUUGUUGCUCCGAGUCAAGUUUCCAGCAAGUCCCAUAUUCCAUAAUGCUUCACGAGGACUCGACUCAUUGGAACCAUGUGCACAUUUCCUCACGUGUGUUUCAUGUUGAAGCGGUGAGGCUGGGAUAAAACGGGAAAAUUAGCAAACAACAAGCAUCGGUGCAUAUAUAUAUUUUUUUUUUGGUGGGGGGGGGUAGUAGACUUUCUGUGAUUUCUGAAGUCGAGGAGGAAGGUGUGGACGGUAGUUGUGAUCCAGCUCAAAUAAAUCAGAAACAUGGGGAACGCAGGGAGUAUGGACCAACAAACUGAUUUCAGGGGACACAACAUGCCUUUGAAACUGCCCAUGCCGGAGCCAGGUGAAUUGGAGGAGAGAUUCGCAAUCGUUUUGAAUUCGAUGAACCUUCCUCCAGACAAAGCGCGACUACUGCGGCAGUACGACAACGAGAAGAAGUGGGAGCUCAUCUGUGAUCAGGAACGAUUCCAAGUGAAGAACCCACCUCACACAUACAUCCAGAAGCUGAGGGGUUAUCUGGACCCAGCGGUCACCAGGAAGAAAUUCCGACGGAGAGUGCAGGAGUCCACCCAAGUCCUGAGAGAACUGGAAAUUUCGUUAAGGACAAAUCACAUAGGGUGGGUGAGAGAAUUCCUCAACGACGAAAACAAAGGCCUGGAUGUGUUAGUGGAGUAUCUUUCUUUUGCGCAGUACGCUGUCACGUUUGAUGGCGACAGCGUGGAGAACAACCCGGAGAAGUCGGUGGACAAGCCCUGGAGCAGAUCCAUAGAGGACCUGCACGGGGGGAGUAACUUCCCGUCCCCCGUCAGCGGGAACAGCAUCUCCCGCGCCGGGCGACACUCCACGCUACGUUGCAACACGUUGCCGAGCCGGAGAACUCUGAAGAACUCCCGGCUGGUCUGUAAGAAGGACGACGUUCACGUCUGCAUCAUGUGCCUGCGAGCCAUCAUGAACUACCAGUACGGCUUCAACAUGGUGAUGUCCCACCCGCAUGCUGUGAAUGAAAUUGCACUAAGUCUCAACAAUAAGAAUCCCAGAACCAAAGCUCUCGUGUUGGAGUUACUGGCCGCCGUGUGUCUCGUCAGGGGAGGACACGAAAUCAUCCUCUCUGCGUUCGACAACUUCAAGGAGGUGUGUGCUGAGACACAGAGGUUCGAGAAGCUAAUGGAACACUUCAAGGACAUGGACAACAACAUUGACUUUAUGGUGGCGUGUAUGCAGUUCAUCAACAUCGUGGUCCACUCAGUAGAGGACAUGAACUUCAGGGUUCACCUGCAGUACAACUUCACCAAGCUCUGUCUGGACGACUACCUGGACAAGCUGAAGCACACGGAGAGUGACAAGCUGCAGGUGCAGAUCCAAGCCUACCUGGACAACGUGUUUGACGUGGGCGCCCUGCUGGAGGACGCCGAGACCAAGAACGCCGCACUGGAGCGGGUGGAAGAGCUGGAGGAGAACAUGUCACAUAUGACGGAGAAGCUGCAGGACACGGAGAACGAGGCCAUGUCCAAGAUCGUGGAGCUGGAGAAGCAGCUGAUGACGCGCAACAAGGAGCUCGACGCCAUCCGGGAGGUGUACAAGGAUGCCAACUCGCAGGUGCACACGCUGCGGCGGAUGGUGAAGGAGAAGGACGAGGCCAUCCAGAGGCAGUGCAACCUGGAGAAGAAGAUCCACGAGCUGGAGAAGCAGGGCACCAUGACGGUCCAGAAGAAGGGCGACGGAGACAGCUCCAUCCUGACCUCGCCGCCCGCCCCCGGGGGCCCGCUGGUGGCCGGAUUUGAGGGUGUACCAGGGGACUAUAACGGGGGUGCGGUCAGCCCGAUGGGGUCGAAUGGGAUCCCGGGGAUGCCCGCGCCGCCCCCUCCUCCUCCCCCACCACCUGUGCCUGUGCCAAAUGGGCCAUUGGCUGGCCUCGCCACUCCUCCCCCUCCCCCGCCGCCCCCGCCUCCCCCUGGCCCUAUGGCGGUGUCUGCCCCCCUGCCCCCUCCUCCACCCCCCAUGGCCCCACCGCUGCCCGGCUGUGGAUCCCCCACUGUCAUCUUCAACUCAGGGUUAGCAGAGGGACCCAUCAAACUGUUCUCCGUGAAGAUUAAGAAGCCCAUCAAGACCAAGUUCCGUUUGCCGGUGUUCAACUGGGUGGCACUGAAGCCCAACCAAAUCAACGGCACCGUGUUCAACGAGAUCGACGACGAGAGGAUACUGGAGGACCUGAACGUGGAUGAGUUUGAGGAGAUGUUCAAGACGAAAGCCCAGGGCCCGGCCAUCGACUUGGCCGUGAACAAGACCAAGAUCAUCCAGAAGGGUCCCAACAAGGUGGCGCUGCUGGACGCCAACCGGGCCAAGAACAUGGCCAUCACCCUGAGGAAAGUGGGCAAGGCCCCCGAGGAGAUCUGCAAGGCCAUUCAGCUGUUUGACCUGCGCACCCUGUCGGUGGACUACGUAGAAUGUCUGAUGCGCUUCCUGCCCACGGAGAACGAAGUGAAGAUCAUGCGUCAGUACGAGAAGGAGCGGAAGCCCGUGGAGGCUCUGACGGAUGAGGACCGCUUCAUGAUGCACUUCAGCAAGAUCGAGCGGCUCAUGCAGAAGAUGACCAUCAUGGCCUUCAUAGGCAACUUCUGCGAGAGCAUUCAGAUGCUGACACCGCAACUUCAUGCGAUCAUCGCAGCAUCUGUGUCAAUAAAAUCCUCACAGAAACUCAAGAAAAUUCUAGAGAUUAUCUUGGCUCUCGGAAACUACAUGAACAGCAGUAAAAGGGGAGCGGUAUACGGUUUUAAACUACAAAGUUUAGAUUUGCUACUAGACACCAAGUCGACAGACCGGAAAAUGACACUGCUGCACUACAUAGCCAACGUGGUGAAGGAGAAAUACCAGCAGGUCAAUCUGUUCUACAACGAACUGCAUUACGUGGAGAAGGCCGCAGCAGUGUCGUUAGAGAACGUUCUGCUGGAUGUGAAGGAGCUCCAGCGGGGAAUGGACCUGACCAAGAGAGAGUACAGCAUGCACGGUCACAACACCAUGCUCAAAGACUUCAUCACACACAACGAGGGCAAGCUGAGAAAGCUGCAGGACGAUGCCAAGAUCGCACAGGACGCCUUCGACGAGGCGGUCAAAUUCUUCGGCGAGAAUUCCAAAACGACGCCCCCGUCUGUGUUCUUCCCGGUGUUUGUGCGCUUCGUCAAGGCCUACAGGCAAGCGGAGGAGGACAACGAGCAGAAGAAGAGAGCGGAGCAGAUGAUGAUGGAGAAACGUCUGGAGCAGGAGGCCAUGAUGGACCAGGAGGACAAGAAGUCUCCGUCCCAUAAGAACACCCGGGGCAGGAGUCAGCAGCAGGAGGUGAUAGCUGAGCUGAGGAAGAAGCAGGUGAAGGAUACGGGCAGCCGCCACGUCUACGAGGGAAAGGACGGAGCCAUCGAGGACAUCAUCACCGCCCUAAAGAAGAAUAAUAUUACUAAAUUUCCCAAUGUCCACUCAAGGAUCUUCGCAAUCAGCCUUACAGGCGAGCCGACGCGGUGAGGAGGAGCGUCAGGAGACGCUUUGACGACCAGAACUUGCGGCCGGUCAACAACUCUGAAGUCGUAAUUUGACGAGGGAGAAGUGCAUGUGUUAGGGGCAGAGGGGGAGUGAUGUGGAAAGUGUAGCAGUCUCUCACUCUUAAGGACUGAAGGAGAGAUGAUGGGUCUGACAGGUCAGUUAUAGGGAACCUUUGACAAGCCAAGUGCCUAAAACUUACUUCUGUUCAGUUGUUGUUUUGCCUCCUGUUUGUCUCUUGUGAUUUUUUUAUUUUUAUUACUUCAAGCAAUACAACUUGAUCUGGCUUUAAUUGUAUUUUCCUUUGAUAUGUAAAACUGGACACAGACGUCUGUAGCAGGGAUUCCUGAAAGAAGUGUAGAAUGUAACGGGUCACGGUUCCCUUAGGUGUCGAAAGGUAUUCCGCCACAGGGGAUGAAUAUGGUAUUUCAUAGCUAGUAUCUUACUACAUUCCUGGUGCUACUGCCAUCACUCUUAGAAAUUACACAAUGUGCUCGAGUGGCACUUUAAAGAACGCAUUAGCUUUUCCAUUGUUACUAAAGGGCUAAUGUACUUUUUAAAGGGGACAUACACUAUAUAUACAAAAGUAUGUGGAUUCGUCUGUUUCAGCCACACCCGUUACUGACAGGUAUAUAAAAUCAAGCACACCGCCAUACAAUCUCCAAAGACGAACAUUGGCAGUGGAAUGGCCUUACUGUAGAGCUCAGUGACUUAAUGUGGCACCGUCAUAGGAUGCCCCCUUUCCAUCGAGUCAGUUCGUCAAAUGUAUGCCCUGGUCGACUGUAGGUGCUGUUACUGUGAAUUGGAAACGUCUAGGAGCAACAACAGCUUAGCCGCGAAGUGGUAGACCACGCAAGCUCGAAGAACGGAACUGCCGAGUCCUGAAGGCAAGUUAAUGUAAAUAAGAAUUUGUUCUUAACCGACUUGCCUGGUUAAAUUAAAAUUGCAACACUCACUACAGAGUUCCAAACUGCCUCUGGAAGCAACGUCAGCACAAUAACUUUGUCGGGAGCUUCAUGAAAUAGGUUUCCAUGGCCGAGCAGCUGCACACAACCCUAAGAUCACCAUGCGCAAUGCCAAGUGUCGGCUGGACUGGUAUAAAGCUUGCCGUCAUUGGACUCUGGAGCAGUUGAAACGCGUUCUCUGGAGUGAUGACUCCAUGACCUCACUAAUACUUGUGGCUGAAUGGAAGCAAGUCCCCCCAGCAAUGUUCCAACAUCUCGUGGAAAGCCUUCCCAGAAGAGUGGAGGCUGUUUUAGCAGCAAAAGGGGGACCAACUCCAUAUUAAUGUACAUGAUUUUGGAAUGAGAUGUUUGACGAGCAGGUGUCCACAUACUUUUGGUUGUGUAGUGUACAUGUCUUACUUUAGUAUAUUAUAAAGCAGUGAUCCAAAACAAAUAUGUUCAAAGAAAGUACUUAAGCGAGUAUGAGGUAGACAUAUGUACACCAAUGUAUGACCACAGAGAAAUCAUAUCAAAGACAAUAUAGCUCAGAGAGGUGUGGCUUUCUCAAGAUGAGACCAGGCUAAUGUGAAUUGUAUAUAGCUAGGCCUCCAUAUUACGGUUAUGACGGUAUUAACAUCUCAUUUAUCAGUGUUAACAUGGUUAGUGGACCAAGCCGUGAAUAGAUAGAACUAUAUAUUCUCCUCAUGUAGACCUCAAGUGCCAUUCACAUGCAAUGCUGUUGGUGGGGGCCCUGGAGCCACAAUAGCUCUGGUCCAGGUCGUUGUUUGGUCGUACGAUUGUGCGAUCACAGCCAAACUAGACCAGAGCGAGAGACACAAUUGACUCAGAGCGAAUAGGAAAGGUGCUGAAACAAACACUUCUCAGCAGAUAUACUUCCAGUGAAGUGUAGUGGCUGCAAGUAAGGCACUUUAGGCUACUUGAGGAGCUUGUCAUGAAAACUGGAUUCCAAGAUUUUUUUUACUCUGAAAACUGCUAUCGGCUAAUGAAUCUCUAGGAAACUGUCAACUCACUCUUAUAACUUUAAUGUAUAGUAUUUAACCACUGAAAACUGUUCCCAUUCAGUAUCGCUCAUGUGACCCACUUGGACAGUUGUUUUUGAUAGUGUUUAAGUAUGUUAACAUGUCAGAACAGACGUUUUUGAAAUGUACAGAUAUUUUGAUAAAUGUAUGCAUUGUUUUAUACUUCUUAAUCUACUCAUUACCAUAUAAGGUUAAUAUUGUACAUAUUGUUUAAAACACCAUGUCAUAUACAAUUUCUUAUUUUAACGUAUCUUUUGGUCCAUUUUGUAUUUUUAAUUUAAGACAAACAGAUGUGGCUUCUCUUGAACAUAAUGAUCUAGUGUGUGAAACAGGACGCCCUGGUGUCACACUUGCCCGACAGUAAAGUUAUUAGAUCAAUGGCACCCUAUUCCCUAUAUAGUGCACUUCUUUUGGCCAGAGCACAAUAGGAACUGGACAAAAGUAGCGCUCUAUAGGUAACCCAUUGACAUUCAGAGAAGCUUCCUGUGGUCUUGGGACUGUAAAUGUCCACAUUAUAGCAUGCGCAACAAACCACUCAUCUCUAGAUUUCCUGUGAACUUAACCACUCAUCAGCUUCAUAAGACUGGAUAAUAUUGGCAUGUUAUUAACUUCAUGUUUUUUUAGGCAAUAUGUGCUUAUUACAAAAUACUUGUUAGAUUGAGUUCAAUGGAUAUGAUCAAAUAAACUGUCUACACUGUG
Molecule: messenger RNA, 6430 nt
Organism: Oncorhynchus nerka (sockeye salmon)
Lineage: Eukaryota; Metazoa; Chordata; Actinopteri; Salmoniformes; Salmonidae
Product: formin-like protein 2
Exons: 28
Coding region: 481-3732 (1083 amino acids)
Biological process (GO): regulation of cell shape; cortical actin cytoskeleton organization; cell migration
Cellular component (GO): cytosol
Molecular function (GO): actin filament binding; small GTPase binding
Source: RefSeq, a predicted model, not a curated record